Messenger RNA from Helianthus annuus (common sunflower), 776 nucleotides. Its product is annotated as ethylene-responsive transcription factor ERF010. The record is from RefSeq and is a predicted model, not a curated record. Gene Ontology annotation, molecular function: DNA-binding transcription factor activity; DNA binding. Gene Ontology annotation, biological process: regulation of DNA-templated transcription. The transcript has a single exon. NCBI's taxonomy places the organism in Eukaryota, Viridiplantae, Streptophyta, Magnoliopsida, Asterales, Asteraceae. Bases 120 to 572 code for a protein of 150 amino acids.
CCUACGUCUUCUUUACAUAUAAAAACUCUACUCUCUUUUCCACAUUCACAUUACCAUUCACAACCCUCUCUUAAACGGCUUGUUUCAGUCAACGCCGCCGCCGUGCACAGCCGUCACACAUGGACGGAGACGGCGGAUGCUCACCGACAUCCAGCGGCGCUGACAAAAGAAAGAAACGGGACGUCGAAAAACCCUACCGAGGGAUAAGGAUGAGGAAGUGGGGAAAGUGGGUGGCUGAGAUACGGGAACCCAACAAACGUUCCCGUAUCUGGCUCGGCUCUUAUUCCUCGCCCAUAGCCGCGGCUCGUGCCUACGACACCGCGGUGUUCUACCUCCGUGGGCCCUCUGCCCAGCUCAACUUCCCUGACUCCAUUGCAGAUGAUGGUUAUCUUCAUGACCUAUCUGCUGCUUCCAUCAGAAAGAAAGCCACUGAAGUGGGAAGUAAAGUGGACGCGCUACAAAUGCAAAUCGGCGGCUCAAGCGAGCCGCCGAUUGGAUCAUGUUCAGGCCGGGUUUACAUAAACCCGGACCUGAAUGAGUACCCGAGUCCAGAAUCUUCAGAUGAGAAUUAAAGGUGAGGGAAGGAAUCAAGAAUUCAAGAUUAUUAAUUUGUUGAUAUGGAUGGAAUAUAAAGGGAUUAUUAUUUCGUAUGUUUUUUAUUUUUAUUUUUUAAGAUAGAAGAUAGUUUAUAAGCCGAAGGAUUAUACUUGUUCAUCAUGUUGUUCUAAUGCUAUGGUUUACUUGGUUAAUUAAUCAAGAAGAAAUUAGAUGCAAAA